Striga asiatica is the source of this 941-nucleotide messenger RNA. NCBI's taxonomy places the organism in Eukaryota, Viridiplantae, Streptophyta, Magnoliopsida, Lamiales, Orobanchaceae. The record is from the annotation of a GenBank genome assembly.
CACCCCCUAAAUCAUUCAAUUCAGUAGCACCUUCGGCGCAGCUUCCCCACUGCAAAUGAAAACAAAGCAAAAAAUUUGAACAUUUUCCUCAAAUUUCUUUUCGCAUUGUUUAUGAGAAAAUCACUUUCCUCAGCCAAAAAACUCCACCAAUCUGCUCGCUUCAUCAAUUCCCCCAACCGCGGGUCGCCCCAACCCACCCAUAUCAGACCCGUAUCCAAAUCUCGAUCCCCAUCCUCGGCCGAAUCCGCAGGGUGGAGACCCGAGUCCCAUCAGGUGAGGCUGACCACGCGGCCGAUGGAGGCGGCGGAGAGUUCGGAGGGUCUGCGGCGGACGCCGCUGGCGGAAGUGGUGGCGGACUGUGUCCAGCGGUGGUUCCAGGACACGCUCAAGGAGGCCAGGAAUGGCGACACGGGCAUGCAGGUGCUUGUGGGCCAGAUGUACCACAGCGGAUAUGGAGUCACUAGAGAUGUCCAAAGGGGAAAAGCAUGGAUUAGCAGGGCUGCAAAGAGUCGCUCGUCUGUGUGGAAAGUAGGCGAUAAGCAUCCAGGUUAUAAUGCUAGUGACUCAGAUUCUGAUGAUGCAAAGGAAGCUGCCAAAUAGGAUGAGAUGUGCUUUAUAUUGGAAACAUAAGCAAUGAGAAAUGAAUUCGUGGUACUGGCCUGGCUCGUGUAGUGUCUUGCUUAUGCAAAACAGUCAAAUGUGGGUUUCGGGCAAAGCCUUCAAACAGCAAUUUUCCCUUCAGCUGGCAUUUUUCUUCUUUAUUAUCUCUUCCUGAUAAUUCACCAUCUGGGCAAACAUUUGGUCCUUUUUUAUGUUUUCCACUCGAGACUUUGUCUGCAAGCUUGUUUGGCUUGUUGGUGUUGAAUUUCCAUUCCCUUUUUAAAGACCAUUGAUGUUGUAUUGUUAUUGAAAUACAGUACCAUUUAGUACUCUUAAAAGAA